AUGCCGGCACCAAAGCGCAAGCUGAAGGCCUUUGGAAAGAAUCGGCGCGAAAUACUGUCGGUGACGACAACGUACGACGAGAAUGGCGACUGGGUAGGUACGCCGCAUCAAGCCAAGAUGCGGCGUGUUGUGAACGAGUCGUUUGACAGGUACUACAGCACAUUGCAGCAGCUAGGCCGUAUGGUAGCUCGCGCCGUGUAUCCGACCUCGACUGACGCCUGCACCUCGUCGGCUUCUUCGAGCGCUGCUGCGCAGGAAGUAUCUGCGGAUGCUGCCGCAUCGCUGUGGAUUAAGGAGAUGGUGUUAUUCCGCACGCCGCUGCUGACAACUUUCUGGAUUAACGACACUGAUCCCCUCGCCUCUCAGGUGCGGGCCUACAUGGAGUCUCUCGACCUGUCGCUUGUGGAGCCGAUCUCGUGGUACCCGAUCGCUGGCAUGGGCUGGAGAAUCCUCGCGGACAAGACGGAGUUCCGUAAGCGUCCCGAAAUGCAGCCAUUGCGGCAGUACUUGAUUCGGCAGACGGCUCUCGGCACGAUCAACCGACAGGAAGAGGUCUCGAUGAUUCCGCCGUUUCUGCUCGACAUCCAGCCAAACGAUGUCUGCCUGGACAUGUGCGCAUCCCCAGGCUCCAAGACGGCCCAGAUGCUGGUAGCGCUUGGGCGCCACAAGGUCGUGCCCUUUGAGUCUGACGCGUCGCCAUUCCCCUUCCAGUACGACAGCGAUGGCCUCGUGAUUGCCAACGAGCUGGACACAAAGCGGGCCAACAUGCUAGUGCACCAGGUGAAGCGGCUUCGCCUACUCUUUCCUUUCGCCCUCUUUACAAACCACGAUGCACGUUACUUUCCCGAGCUGCCGCUGCAGCCUCAACCCGGUGAUGCGGACAAGGCGGCGGCGGCCGGUGCUGAGGUGCUUCGCUUCGACAAGAUCCUCUGCGAUGUUGUGUGCUCCGGCGACGGCACGCUGCGCAAGGCGCCACACAUUUUCAAGAUCUGGUCUCCCAGGGAGGCCAUUAACCUGCAGAAGCUACAGAUCGAGAUUGCGCUGCGGGCGUGUCACCUUCUUCGUGUCGGCGGUCGCCUGGUCUACAGCACGUGCUCGCUGAACCCUGUCGAGAACGAGGCGGUGGUAACGCAAAUUGUGCACCGCACUCGUGGUGCCCUUCGCCUCGUGGACGCCAGACCACUGCUGCCGCGGCUUGUGUGUGCUCCUGGCAUGACAACGUGGACGGUCACGGAUGCCAGCGGACGCGUGUUCGCAGCCCCGGAGGGUAACAUGCACGAGGCGCUGUUUCCACCCCACACCCCUGGUGGGUACAGCUCCACCGCCGUCGAUGCUCUGGACUUGUCGCUGUGCAUGCGUCUCUUCCCUACCCACUGCAAAGGUGGUGGCUUCUUUGUGGCUGUACUCGACAAGGUGAGCGAGUUCCGGCUGAAGAAGCUCAAGGAGCUCAAGGUGGAGGAGAAAGGCGCCACAACAAAUAACGCGGUGGAGGCAGCUACAGAGCAGGCAAUCACCAUCGGCAGUACUGCUCCUCCAAAGCGCGAAAAGGAGACGCACGUCACGAGUGCCGACGACGCGGCGGCAACCGCGGACGCCGGUGGCGAUGGGCUGGAGGCGGAGUUGACCACUACGCCUAAGCCGACCAAGCCCAUGUCUUUGCCGCCCCAGUAUGUUGGCGCACCGGCGGAGAUCCAGCGCGUCAUCAGCGACUUUUACGACGUCCCGCAGUUUCCCAUGCAACUUCUGUUUGUGCGCACCGCCCAGGGCGAGCGCGACUUGCGGUUGUCCCCUGGCUCGGUAUGCAGCAUUGUCUCUCGCAUGGCCGCGCAUGUGCUGCGGCACAAAACGGACAAUGUCAUCAUCGUCUCUGCCGGGCUGCGCGUUAUUGCGUUUGAGUCUCUGGACAAGGGCUGGCGCAUCACGAGCGAGUCUGCGCUCCUCUUCGCAAAGCUGAUGCGCCGUUCCUCACGCCUCGUACGCGUCCCUGUCACUCUCAUUCAGGACAUGAUUGUGAGUGGUGGGAAGCUGAAGGAAAAGCUGCUCGAAAGUGUCGAGGAUACGCAGCUGCGCAGAAGACUUGAGGGCUUGUCGAUUGGUGCCUUCCUGCUGGAGAUUGAGGCACCCAAGGCGCUGGGUGGAGUAUUCUACUCGGUUGCCCUGCGCGCUCACUCGCGCAUUCAGCUCCUCAUAAACCACGAGGACCUGGAGGGUGUGCAGCUGCGUCUCGGCGAAGAGCUGGUAGCCUCGGAAGAGAGUCCAAAUGUGGAAAAGGAAGACGAUGGGUGA
Molecule: messenger RNA, 2286 nt
Organism: Leishmania braziliensis MHOM/BR/75/M2904
Lineage: Eukaryota; Euglenozoa; Kinetoplastea; Trypanosomatida; Trypanosomatidae
Exons: 1
Coding region: 1-2286 (761 amino acids)
Biological process (GO): RNA methylation
Molecular function (GO): methyltransferase activity
Source: RefSeq, a predicted model, not a curated record